AUGGCGCGGCCGCUACCCUCCGUCGCCUUCCCUCCGCGCACCGAGACCGGCGGCGGGGGGGAGAAGGCGGGGCGCCGGGGUGGUGAGGGGGGGAGUGAGCAGCGCCCCGGCCGCCUCCCUCACCGGACCCCCCGCCGCCCGCCCCGAGCCGGCAGCAGCCGUUCGCCUCGCCGCCCGCAAGGGGCGCCGCCGCCGUUGCCGGCCCGCUGUCACUUCACGGCGGCGGGGCAGCGCAAAGCGGCCGGCCCUGGCCCCAUGGAGCCGCUGCGCUCCCGGCCGGCCCCCGCCGCCUCAACUCCACAGCGCCCGCUCCUCACCGCACCGCACCCCCCGCCCCCCCCGGCACCAGCAGCCAAUGGGCGGCCCCGCCUCAGCCUCGCGCGCACCCCCCCCCCCGCCCCAGCGGGGCCCAGCGUCGCUCUCGCGCCCGGCGCGCCGCACGCGACCCCGCUCCCCGCGGGACAACCCGCGCCCCCCGCCGGCGUCCUCCUCCUCUCCCCGCUUCACGCUCUUACGCAGACCACGCCCCCACGGGUUACGUACCGCGUGGGGCGCGCUCCUCCGCGGCGCGAUGGCGGCGGCGGCGGCGGGCCCGGGCGCUCUCCCGGCUCCCCUCAGCCGCGGCAGGGCGAGGGCGCAGCGCCUGUCCCGCGGGUGGCCCCGGGAGAGAGAAGACCCCCGGUGCGGGCGGAGGAGGCCGUGGUGCGGGGCGGCCCGCGCCCUCGGGGCCCGGCGGGAAAGGCCGUCGCCGAGGAGCCGGGCAUGGCUCGGUGGGCACCGCGGGCGCUGGAGUCCUGGAGGUGA
Messenger RNA from Strigops habroptila (Kakapo), 804 nucleotides. RefSeq names its product basic proline-rich protein-like. The record is from RefSeq and is a predicted model, not a curated record. NCBI's taxonomy places the organism in Eukaryota, Metazoa, Chordata, Aves, Psittaciformes, Psittacidae. The coding region runs from base 1 to 804 and encodes 267 amino acids. The transcript has 2 exons.